AAAAAAUCAUUUGAAACCUUUCGUUCGACCCCAAAUCGUGACACCACGAUGGAGAAGUUCGGCUCCUCCACAACGCCGUUCCUCCAGCCGCCUCCACGGCCUCCGCCGGCGUCGGAGCCCUACUACGGCAUCCCGGCGCCGAUCUACGACCCCUCUCCCCCCACCUACAUCCUUCUCCCUGUCUUCCCCCGUCGCCGGCGCCGCCCGUGUCGCUGGUGCGGCUCGCUUCUCUCCUCUUCCUGUCUCCUCUCCCUCGCCUUCGUAUCCGUUCUCCUCGCUGGCUCUCUCUUCUUCCUCUGGCCCUCCGAUCCGGAGAUCUCCGUCGCCCGUCUCCGCCUCAACCGCAUCCAUGUCUUCCCCCAACCCAUCGUCAGGCUGGACAUCUCCAUCGGCCUUGAGAUCAAGGUUCGGAACCGGGAUUUUUUCUCUCUCGACUACGACAGUGUCGUCGCCUCGAUUGGGUAUCGAGGGCGGAGGCUCGGGUCGGUGAUAUCAAAGGGUGGGCAUUUGGUGGCGCGCGGAGUGUCGUAUGUCGACGCGGAGCUCCAUCUGGAUGGGAUUCGUGUUCUGAAUGAUGUCUUUUAUCUCAUUGAAGACCUCGCCAGGGGUUCCAUUCCUCUUGACACUGUUACUGAGAUCGAAGGCCAGCUUCACCUCUUCUCCCUUGAUGUCCCAAUUCAGGGAAGAAUCUCCUGUGCAGUGCAUGUAAAUCCUGAAAAUCAAACUAUCAUUCAUCAGGGUUGUUAUCCUGAGUGAUGGUAGAGAGAGACCGUGGAUGAUUGUUCCUUGCUAUGGUCAAAAUGAUAUAGGUAAAUCUUGAUGUUUGGAGUGCUGAUAAAUUUGAAAUUUACCUAUGUGAAUAAAGAUUGUUGUAAAUUUACUACUAGAAUUGGCCUUAUCUUGUCUUUAUUUUGGUUGAUCUGGUUUGCAUAUAGUUAUCAGACUUUGCCUCCUAUAAAUAUAAAUAGUUUGGUUAUCAAUUAUCAUA
Molecule: messenger RNA, 988 nt
Organism: Dioscorea cayenensis subsp. rotundata (Guinea yam)
Lineage: Eukaryota; Viridiplantae; Streptophyta; Magnoliopsida; Dioscoreales; Dioscoreaceae
Exons: 3
Coding region: 49-756 (235 amino acids)
Cellular component (GO): plasma membrane
Source: RefSeq, a predicted model, not a curated record